CUGGGUGGUGGAGAUCAGCUGCUGGUGCUGCCUCCCGACCAGCUGCCUCUCAGCAAAAAUGAGCGCCUGGCCCUCCCCUCUGCUUUGGAGCUUAACCACCGUGUGUCUGACAGGUAUUGCUUUAGGCCAGACAACCAUCACCCCAGUCCCCAUUGCAUCAACCCCAGCACCUCCCACUGCAGCCAUCACCCAGGUCCCCAUUGCAUCAACCCCAGCACCUCCCACUGCAGCCAUCACCCAGGUCCCCAUUGCAUCAACCCCAGCACCUCCCACUGCAGCCAUCACCCAGGUCCCCAUUGCAUCAACCCCAGCACCUCCCACUGCAGCCAUCACCCAGAUCCCCAUUGCAUCAACUCCAGCACCUCCCAGUGCAGCCAGUACUGUGGCCUCUGCUCCCCCAGCUGCCACUGCCACACUCUCAGCUGGAGUGGCAUCAAGCACCCCAAAGCUUGCUGUGUCCACAGCAUCACCAUCUGCUGCUCCAAGCACACAAAAACCUGCUCCGACUCUGCCCGUCACCACGGGUGUGACCAUCCUCAUCUCUGGCAGCACAACCAUCUCUCAAGCAUCUGCAGGACCAUCCACCAGCACCCCAGUGUCCCCUCCAGGCAUGACCACAUCUGCUGGGAUCCCAUCAGCAUCUCCAUUCCUCACCACUGCUGAGGCCUGGAACUGCAGCAGGGUGAACUUGACAGCCUGUGCCAGCUGCUCCCCAGGGACGGUUCCCACUGAAGGCACCUUGAGCUGCUCCUGCUGUGGAGAGGGCUCAUGCACAGAACCAACUGCCUGUGCCUCCUGCCCCCUGGGCCACUACCAGCCCCAGAGUGGGCAACCAUCGUGCCUGCCGUGUCCACAGGGACGUUACAGCAACUUCACGAGGAGCACCCUGUGCCUUCCCUGCCCACCUGGCUAUUACACUAAUGAGUCUGGAGCUACAGCCUGCAGAGCAUGUCAGAGAGGCUAUUUUAGCUCCCAGCAGGAUGCAGUGUUUUGUCUGCCUUGUCUGCCUGGAUCGUUCUGCAACACCACCAGCUGCACCGUGUGUCAGCCGUGCCCAGGAGGGCAGGAGGCUCUGCAGGAGGCAUCGGAGGAGUGCUCACCCUGCCUGCCAGGUAUGUUCAAAGGUCCCAGUGACAGCAAAUGCCAGCUCUGCAGGACAGGAGAGUACCAGUUACAGCGGGGCAAGGAGAGCUGUGACUUGUGCCCAGAGAAUCACUACUGCCCUAGCCCAGAUGUGACCCCCGUGAGGUGCCCUCCUGAUGCCUUCUGCCCUGCAGGCAGCGUGGCGCCGGCGUACUGCAUGGAGCUCUUUCUGUACAAGGCAGGGGACUCUUGCCAGCUGACUCCCCUGGUGCUCAUUCUCCUGGCUGUCUUCUCAGCAGGUGGAGUCCUUGCUGCCUUUCUGGCAAUUCUGAGAAGACGACAAGGCUACAGCAAGGAAUCGUUCAAGUCUCUCCUGCUGCCCAGAGGUUCAGGACAACACCCAGGAUAUGGUGGGACAGAGCACACAGAACCAGUCUAUGCUGGCUGGUAGCACUGGGCACACCACCACUUCUCUCUCCUCCGGGGCCAUGCAGAGCUGGGCGUGCGGGCAAGGUGUUGAGCCAUGAGCGCUCUGUUUGGCAUUGCUGGAGCUGAGUGCUGAGAAACAAAAGUCGAGGGUUUGGGUUGGAAGGGACCUUCAAGAUCAUCUAGUUCCAACCCCCUGCCAUGGACAGGGACACCUCCUAAAGUGAGUGAUGGCUUCCAUCUGGAAGAAGCUGGACUGAAAUGAGAUUUGAGGAAGAAAUUCUUCCCCAUGAGAGUGGUGAGGCACUGGGACAGGUUGCCCAGAGAAGCAGUGGAGGGUCCAAGCCUGGCAGUAUUUUCAAGGCCAGGUUGGAUGAGGCCUUGGCAGGGAGUUGGCACUAGAAGGUCACUUCUAACCCAAGACCUUCUGUGAUUCUAAUCUGGAGCAGCAGCAACAGGGACAGUACCUCUCUAGCCCCUGAAAUCCACUGCAUAAGCAGAGCUCCCCUCCUAAGUGUCUCUCACACUGCUGGGUUAGCAAACAGACCAGCACCAAAAAAUGGCAUUUCACAGGAGCUGAUGCUCCUAAAGCUCUUUUCCAACCAAACCAAAUCUUUCCCCUUUUCUGUUAAAGAAGAAAAGAAAAAAUGGGUGCAAAAAAAAAACAACCCCAAACCAAUAAAGAAUGAGCAGGUUCUUAAAUAA
Pogoniulus pusillus (Red-fronted tinkerbird) is the source of this 2214-nucleotide messenger RNA. RefSeq names its product mucin-2-like. Gene Ontology annotation, molecular function: protein binding. NCBI's taxonomy places the organism in Eukaryota, Metazoa, Chordata, Aves, Piciformes, Lybiidae. The transcript is spliced from 9 exons. The record is from RefSeq and is a predicted model, not a curated record. Bases 59 to 1534 code for a protein of 491 amino acids.